AUGAGGACGAUCCUCCUCGGUCGGUUUUGUUUUAGACGCGGGAUCCCGCGUGUCCCGCGAAAUCGUUUCACAUCAUGGCAACCUCCAACUCAAACCCCGCGAGGGGGUCGGAUAAUCGGCGGAAUGGUGAUGGCUGCUUUAGCACCCAGCGCAUUCCUCCGGCUGGCAGAGGCAGAUCACCCCGAGAAGACCGGGGAGAUGCAGAUGCUUGAGGCGUCACGAGAGGAAAUUCGAAAAAUCGUCUCCCCGGACGCCCAGGGCUUAUCGCGCGCCUGGCAAUCCCUAUCUGUCACAUUCUACUACUAUGUCUAUGACCCAAUCGCCACCGGGUUACGAUUCCUUCAUUUAUUCGUCAUCUUCAUGCCGGUUGUGAUCACUGUGCCCGCUAUCUGGAUCGGUCGGGCCGUUGGAAGCAAAGGAGGGCCACAAUCGGGAACAUUAUGGUGGUAUCGGUUCUUGGUGAAGGCGAUGGAGCGCGCUGGACCUGCCUUUAUCAAGCUUGGUCAAUGGGCCGCUUCACGAACCGAUAUAUUCCCACCGGAAAUGUGUACUAUCAUGUCCUCACUUCAUUCAAAUGCUCCUGCCCAUUCACUACGCGAUACCAAACGAACCAUCCGGAAAGCAUUCAAUGGACUUCCAUUCGAAGAAAUCUUCGAAGAGUUUGAUGAAAACCCCCUUGGUGUUGGUGCUAUUGCACAAGUUUACAAAGCAAAGCUUAAACCGAGUCUAGCCACCACAAGCCAGGAGCUAGGACAGGAGCCGAUUACCCUGGGGGAGAGGGUACGCAAGAAUGUUGAUGUGCUAGUGAAGAACUCACCACAGCGGGUACCGUCAUCCUAUGUUGCUAUCAAAGUAUUGCAUCCCCGAGUCGAGAAGAUGAUCCAUCGUGAUUUGCGGAUCAUGUCGUUCUUCGCUUCUUUGAUAAAUGCCAUACCGACGAUGAAUUGGCUCUCCUUCCCGGAUGAAGUAGAGCAAUUUGGGGAGAUGAUGAAGCUUCAACUGGAUAUGCGCAUUGAAGGCACCAAUCUCGUCAGAUUUCGGGAGAAGUUCAAGACCCGAACCACCGCUUGGUUCCCAUAUCCCUACCUUGAUUACACAACUCGCGAGGUGCUAGUCGAGGAAUUCGCACAGGGUAUUCCGCUAGCCACAAUUUUGAAUAUUGGAGGAGGUGUUUAUCAGCAUGAGAUAGCCAAUGAAGGGCUUGAUGCAUUUUUACAUAUGCUGUUGAUUGAUAACUUUGUCCAUGCAGAUCUACAUCCCGGAAAUAUCAUGGUUCGCUUUUAUCAGCCUAGCGAGCUCGAUCUAUCUCUUCGCAAGCAUUCUCGAGCCACGGAUGCUCCGACACGAGCAGAAGUAGACGUUACCGACUCCGUGCUUGCGCGACUACGCCCGCACAUAGGCAACCAACAACAAUGGGACUCUGCCCUGUCUCAGCUCAAUGAUGAAGGAUAUCGCCCGCAGCUGAUAUUUAUUGAUACGGGUCUUGUCACCGAACUGAACGAUGGCAAUCGGCGAAACUUCUUGGAUCUUUUCCGAGCCAUUGCUGAGUUUGAUGGCUACAAGGCAGGCCAUCUCAUGGUUGAGCGAUGUCGUACACCUGAACAGGUUAUAGAGCCAGAGAUUUUUGCUCUCAAAAUGCAACAUCUUGUGCUCAGUAUCAAGACACGCACUUUUGCCCUCGGAAACAUCAAAAUUGGCGAUGUGCUGAGCGAGGUCUUGACAAUGGUUCGUGGUCAUCACGUCCGGUUUGAAGGUGAUUUUGUGAACGUUGUGAUAUCUUGCCUCCUUCUCGAGGGUAUUGGGAGAAGUUUGAAUCCGGAUCUAGACUUGUUCAAGAGCGCCCUCCCUAUUCUCCGACAACUGGGUUCUGGCGCCACCUUCUUGCAAACAGUCCGCUCGGGUGAUACCUCGAUGCUUCGUGUCUGGGUUGGUUUAGAGGCACGUGGACUGCUGCAGGCCAGCAUCGAGAGUGUCGAGAAUUGCGUCAAGUAUGAUCAACUGUCGCCGAACAUUUGA
Messenger RNA from Penicillium verhagenii, 2016 nucleotides. Its product is annotated as ABC1 kinase family protein. Gene Ontology annotation, cellular component: mitochondrion. Bases 1 to 2016 code for a protein of 671 amino acids. NCBI's taxonomy places the organism in Eukaryota, Fungi, Ascomycota, Eurotiomycetes, Eurotiales, Aspergillaceae. The transcript is spliced from 3 exons. The record is from RefSeq and is a predicted model, not a curated record.